CACCCUCAUUUAUACCAACUAAACAAAAACACCAAAGAUCCACAACAACUCUCCUUCUCUUUGAAUUUCUUAACAUUUCUGCAUGCUCUCACUCUUAUCUCUAUCAAAGAUGGAGAUGGAGCAAAUGACACCAAAAAUAUUAGGAAAGAAGCUAUGGAAGAUAGUGAGGAUUGCAGUCUAUGUGGUGAAGAAGGGGAUGUCAAAGAGGAAGCUACUACUGCUUGACCUCCAACUGGCCCUUAACAUCACCCUAAAGCGCGGGAAACACGCCGGAAAAGCGUUGACCGACCUCAUUGACCAGCACCUCAACCUGCAGGCCGCCCUCACCUGCCGGUCCGACACCUCCGUCGCCAUCGUCGGGCCGCAGCAGUACUACGAGUUCAGCUGCCGCAACACGCCGCAAGCGGGGGCGGCCCUUUUUGGCAAAAGCAAAAAGCACCGCCGCCGCAACAGCCGCGGGUACAGCAGCGCCGACGACGCCGAAGGGAGCGAUGGGUUCCGGAGGGCAUUGGAGAUUUGGAACGGUGGGCCCGCCGGGGACGCGCUGUCGUCCCCGCUGGUGCCGGAGCCAGUGAGGCAGCUGCGGGUAACCGACUCGCCGUUCUCGGAGUCGGAUGAGAGCUCCGGCGUCCACGUGGAUAUGGACGCCGAAGAGUUCAUCAAGAAGUUUUACAGUAACUUGAGCGAAGAAACAAUGGCCGCCGCCACUAGUAUUGAAUCUCCAUCUCCAUGUCAUUAUACUAUUAAUUAAUUAGAUCAGAUGAAUAAAAUAAGUACAGAUCAAAUGAUAAUAAAGACGUAGUAAGACGUAAAACUCCUUAAUUUAUUCGAUCAGUCUUUCUGAUGAACAUGCC
Cuscuta epithymum is the source of this 854-nucleotide messenger RNA. NCBI's taxonomy places the organism in Eukaryota, Viridiplantae, Streptophyta, Magnoliopsida, Solanales, Convolvulaceae. The record is from the annotation of a GenBank genome assembly.